Molecule: messenger RNA, 405 nt
Organism: Lindgomyces ingoldianus
Lineage: Eukaryota; Fungi; Ascomycota; Dothideomycetes; Pleosporales; Lindgomycetaceae
Exons: 3
Biological process (GO): regulation of transcription by RNA polymerase II
Cellular component (GO): nucleus
Source: RefSeq, a predicted model, not a curated record
CCUAUACCCGCUAUUCUCAAGUGUGACCACCCUGGCUGCACCGCUCCGCCAUUUCAAACUCAGUACCUUUUAAAUUCACAUGUCAUCGUUCACGCCCAAAGCCGACCGCAUUACUGCCCAGUAGCUGGUUGCCCACGGGCAGAAGGAGGAAGAGGGUUCAAAAGAAAAAAUGAAAUGAUCCGGCACGGACUUAUACAUUCCAGUCCUGGAUACAUUUGCCCAUUCUGCCCAGACAGAGAGCACAAGUACCCUCGGCCAGAUAAUCUACAAAGGCAUGUGCGAGUCCACCACACCGAUAAGAGAAGUGAUGAUCCGCAGUUACGCGAAGUACUAUCGCAGCGUCCAAUUAGUGGCUCCCGGGGAGUGAGACGUCGCGCCAGAGACGUUACUAGGGAGAGUAAUUAG